AUGGGAUUGCAUUUGCAUUUGCUGCAAGCCCAAUUACUUGUGUCAAUUCUUCUUAUUUUUGUUUCAAGAUCAAUUUCUACUCAAUCAAAUUUCCAAAUAGCAGAGCCCAACUGUACGGAUCAUUGUGGAAAUGUAAGUAUUCCCUUCCCUUUCGGCACGAGGGAAGGCUGUUACUUUAACAUAUCAUUCUCAGUCAGUUGUAAUGACACCCACUAUGAUCCUCCCAAACCAUUCUGGGUAGACUCGCGCAUAAAUAUCACAAGCAUAUCCCUGGAGGGCCAAUUGUAUGUCUUGCAAUCCAUAGCAAAAGACUGUUAUUCUCGGGAUGGCACCAGUGUGGAUUAUUAUGAACCCUGGAUAACACUGAUCGAUGGAUUCGUGGUCAAUAAUACUGCCAAUAAGUUCUUUGUCGUUGGCUGUGAUAGUUACGCUUAUGUAUCUGGGAGCCUAAAUAACCGGAGUUACUUGACAGGGUGCUUUUCCACGUGCAACGACUUGGGUGAUCUGGUCGAUAGCUCGUGUUUGGGUGUAGGCUGUUGCCAGAUUUCUAUCCUGAAACUGUCGUGGAAAGUUGAGUUGACAUUGCAUAGCUUUAAUAAUUUGACAACUGUGUCAGACUUCAAUAAUUGCAGCUAUGGUUUUCUAGCUGAGGAAAGUGCAUUCACUUUCUCAGAAAGUAGCCUUUUCUACCUGAGGAAUGUGGAAAAGCUUCCAAUGGUGGUUGACUGGACAGUUGGAGAAGGAACUUGUGAGGAGGCUCGAAAUAACGACGGUUACGAUGGAAAUCCAUACCUCAAUGAUGGCUGUUCUCUUUGGUUUACUACAAAACUAUAUGGGAUUCCACUUGCUAUAAAUUCUAUUCCAGCUAUUCUGCUUAUAUUUGCCUCAACAUCAAUUUCUACACAUGAGAGUGCGACAGAAAACUUCCCGUUGCAAAGUCCAACUGCAUUGAUCAUUGUGGAAAUAUAUUUUACGGGGUGCAAUUCCUGGUGUGAAACCCCGAAUGAUCUUGGGGAUGGUUCAUGUUCUGGUCUAGGCUGCUGCCAGACAUCUAUCCCAAAAGAGGUGUGGAGAGUUAAUGUGUCAUUGACAAGCUAUGAAAGUCACACAAAUGUGUGGGAAUUCAAUAAUUGCAGCUAUGCUUUUCUUGUUGAGGAAAGCUAUUUCAGUUUUUCUCCGAGCAAACUUUCCAGACUGAUGCAUGUAGACAAGCUUCCUAUAGUGGUUGAUUGGACAAUUGGAAUUGGAUCUUGUGAGGAGGCUCAAACGAACAUGUCUAGUUAUGCAUGUAAAAGCUUGAAUUCCGAGUGUUACAAACCCGACAAUGGCUACGGCAUCGCUGUUAUUGCCAGAGUGGUUAUCAAGGAAAUCCGUACCUCUUUGAUGGUUAUAAAGUUAUGUUUGGCUUUAAUUUUCCUGUGUCAUAUAGAGUCCAAAUCACCUGGUCGUUGGAUGGUUGAGUGA
Fraxinus pennsylvanica is the source of this 1464-nucleotide messenger RNA. The record is from the annotation of a GenBank genome assembly. Lineage: Eukaryota; Viridiplantae; Streptophyta; Magnoliopsida; Lamiales; Oleaceae.